AUGGCUGAUAAACUCGCGAAGAUUCUUCUACGUCGAAGCAUCGAAUUAAAUCGACUUAUCGAAACAUUGGGCUGUGGCCGCAGUCUCACCACUGCACCUGAAGACGAAUUGGUUUUUGUCGCACGUGCUGGUGAUAUAGAAAAUACUUACAGACAAUUUCAAUUAUUGCAUAAUCAAGUUAUUGGUUUAAUUACCGAGGAAGAGUUUGAUGAGCAUGAUCGUACUCGCCAACGGGCAGAUAGCGCGUAUUUUUCUACAAAAGUAAUUCAUCAGAGAAUCAAAGAUUCUCAUAUUACUGAAGAACUACCUACUACUCUCGAGUCUCCAAAGUUGAGCAAAAUUAUGUUACCAACAUUUACUGGUGAUUUCAAAGCAUGGCCAAGUUUCUUCGAUUUGUUCCGCUCCAUGGUGCACGAAAAUAAAUCCUUUUCGGAUGUUAUUAAAUAUCAAUAUUUAUUGAUGUCAUUAUCUGGUGAGCCAUUACAACUCAUCAAAGGGUUGCCUAUGACGAAUGACAAUUACCCUAUCGCGUUUGAGAUGCUUAAGAGUAGGUAUCAAAAUAAAAGGCAUCUUGCCACACUGUACUACAACGAAAUACAGGGCAUAACAAUAAAAGAAGAGGGUUCCGCUAAAGCCUACCGUUCAUUAAUCGACACAUUCACAGAAAAUGUGGAAGGGCUCAAGACUCUCGGAUUUCCUGUUGAUUCAUGGGAUUUCUUAUUGUUCAAUAUCCUAUUACAAAAAUUAGAUACUUCGAUUAAAACCAAAUUUGAAGUUGAACAUUGCACGUUUGAAAUACCUACAUAUUCGCAGUUGAUAACUUUUCUGGAAAGUCAAGCUAAAGCAUUAGACUCUGUUAAGCUUACUUCAUCAAACUCCAAAAAUAUAAAACCUAAUCUCACUCGUCAAUCCAAGCCCAAUUCAGCAAGCUUCGCCACUGAAACACAAUCUAAGCCAAGUAAUUUUAAUUGUCCUUUAUGCAACGAUGUUCACAAUUUAUACAAGUGUUCAACGUUUCAUGGCAGAACACCCGCACAACGAUUUGAAUUUGUCACUAAGACCAAUCUUUGCAAAAACUGUUUAGGCUGUCGACACUCCACCAGUAAAUGCAAUUCUACGAAUGCUUGUCGUAUCUGUAAUAAACGUCACCACACUUUAUUACAUCUGAAUAACCCAAUGAAUGAGAAUACUUUAACAUCUAACAUGCCAUCACAAUCCCCAUCGAAUACAACUGUUGGAUCUGCGUUAAAUUCCNGAUAG
Molecule: messenger RNA, 1260 nt
Organism: Onthophagus taurus
Lineage: Eukaryota; Metazoa; Arthropoda; Insecta; Coleoptera; Scarabaeidae
Source: RefSeq, a predicted model, not a curated record